ACACUAGUAUCAUCAGAAAAACAAAAAUUUGAUCUAGAUUCUUGCCCCAGGUCGCGAUUCGAUCUUCUUCAUUCCUGUCUCUCAAUCUCAGAUCUCAAUUCGUCAACGGGGAACGGUUUGCAGGCUGAAUUAUUAUGAGGAAUGGAAUCAUCUGACUGUAUACGCAACUUUUGCACCAAUCAUCAACUAUCUUGAUCUGGUUAGUAAUUCUUGUUGAAGAAUCUCUAAUUGCUCCAGUAAGAUGAUUCUUCAUGCUUCUUUUCGUUCUUGAACAUAUUUUCAUUUGUAUGAGAGGGUCUAAGUCAGACCUACCUACUCGGAAUUGAAAGAUCCACACAAACGAUCGAAUAUAUUUUACUUUCAAACCUAGAUCUGGAAAAUUCACAACUGUAAGAGAAAUGUCCUGUUUAGCGAUCUCACUCCAGCCAGUUAACGGUUUCGAUAUCCUACUUCAGACACGUGAAUGGUUCCCUCCUGCAAGAGCCCUAGUAGCUUUAAAGGCUUUUAGAGAGACUCGUAUCGCUUUCGCCUCUGGUAAACAUCAUUUCUCAGAGGAUGGCGAUACUUCCCUUGGAGACGAUCCGCUUGCUGCAUCAAGUGGACAAGUUAUUGUAGGAGUUGAAAGCCGUUAUCGAGUUGUUUAUCGAUUGGUAAAUUCCAUAUAUGUAUUAGCUGUUACUACGGUGGACGAGGAUAAUAGUGUCAACAAUGUUUUUGAAUGUAUUAGCGUUGUUAAUCAGGCUGUCAGUGUGAUUGUUACGGCAUGUAGAGGCGUUGAUGUAACGCCGGAGAAACUUGGGAAGAAGUAUGCUGAGAUUUACAUGGCGUUUGAUAUUGUUCUUCGCGGUGUUAGCAGUAUUAGGCUUGCGGCAAUGCUGGCAACUAUGCAUGGGGAGAGUAUAGCUAAGAUGGUACAUUCUGGAAUUGAUUCUGAAAAUAAAAUUAGAGGAGCUGAUAAUUGGACUAGUUUGGAAGUUCAUUCGUUAGAGCACCAGGCUGGAAUGGAGGCAUUUUCGCGUGCUAGUUUCGAGCUCCCGCCUGAAACUCUGGAGGCUGGCGAUGAAGUGGCUGUAACACUAGCCCCGAUUUCUCAAGGAACGCUUGUUGAACAAGAUCAACCUCAGAAGGCAGACGAAGAAGAGGGCGAGAAGGAUCCAUUUGCUGCAAGUGAGGCUCUUAACAAGCCGGAGGAACAGCUUGUUGGUGGAUUCAAGAAAGAUAAGGAUGCUUCUGCUAAUGAUUUGUCGAAAGCAUUGGCUGAGCUUGAAAUUACCACUUUACCCCCUCCUGCCGCCACUGAAUCGACCCACAUUGGUGUUGAAGGGUUUGAAGGGGAUUACGGUGGUAUAGAUUUCGGUAAUGAAGCAUCCACUCUUGCUGAAGAUUUCGAAGGAAUGAACCAAGCCUGGGGAGGUGGAUUGGAUGCAUCUGAAUUUGUUGAUGGGCCGAAGAAAGUCGCGAAAUCUCAAGGCCUUGGCGGGCUUGAAUUGUUACAAACAAGCGAACCACCUCCACCAACAGCAACUGCUCCGGCUGGAGCGCUCGAAAACAUUUUGGUCAGCAAGACUGAAAUGAAAGGACCGGAGAUGUAUAUAACCGAAGAAAUCAGCGCAGAGUUCCGCGAAUCGUUACUGGCGAGAGUCGGGUUAAUGGGUGUAGUCUAUUUGAAAACAUUGCUCCCGAAAUCUUCCGACAAAGAAACCGAAUUCUCCUUCAAGCUUGAUGCUACAAGUGGAGUUAAGAGGGUGGUUAUGGAAAGCUCCAAAUUAAGCAGCCUUGGAAAUGGGUUGUUUCACGUUAGAACCCCGCCAUCAGAGGAGCCGAUAACAAUCAUGAAAUAUAGUUUGCUUCCGCGUUUAACUCCGUUGCCUCUCCGUGUUCGGCUUGUGAAACGUCACAGUGGGACUUUGCUGUCGAUUAUGAUACAGUAUAUAUCAAACCCGGAUUUGUCUUUCCCACUUACAGAUGUUUCGUUUAUUCUUAAACUACCUGUGGAUCCUACUCUGCUGAAUGUUUCCCCAAAAGCUGUGUUGAAUCGGUCUGAGAGAGAAUUGAGAUGGCAGGUGGAUGAGAUUUCUCCGAAAAGUGUCCCUGGUAAAUUGAGGGCUAGAAUGCCUAUUGAUAGUAGUGAAGAUGAUAACGAAGAAGAGAUUGAGGUUGUUUGUCAAGUGAAAUUCUCGAUCCAAGGUUCGAAAACUUUGUCUGGAGUUAGUAUUGUUCCUGCUUCCGAGGGUAAAACUGAUUUUUACCUGAAGGAUCACAAGUAUUUUUCUGGGGUGUAUAUGUGCAAUUGAGUUGAAAUUGGGAUAUCUUUCUUUCCUCUUUGUCAAGGCUAUUAUUGUUCUCUGAAUUGUUUUGUCUCUUUUUCUUUGCUGUUGUUUCUCAUCCCAUUACUUCUUGUUUAUCAACAUUAUUCAUCUGUGUCUUGUUUUUCUGAAACUAAACAUGUAUAACAACACCCUUAGUGAUAAUUUGAGUUUUUUUUAUCGAGUUGAUGAUUACAUGAUUCUGGUUUAG
This is a messenger RNA of Impatiens glandulifera, 2517 nucleotides long. RefSeq lists its product as uncharacterized. The record is from RefSeq and is a predicted model, not a curated record. The coding region runs from base 399 to 2294 and encodes 631 amino acids. NCBI's taxonomy places the organism in Eukaryota, Viridiplantae, Streptophyta, Magnoliopsida, Ericales, Balsaminaceae. The transcript has a single exon.